Saccharomyces paradoxus is the source of this 1008-nucleotide messenger RNA. RefSeq names its product Cbp3p (gene CBP3). The transcript has a single exon. Bases 1 to 1008 code for a protein of 335 amino acids. NCBI's taxonomy places the organism in Eukaryota, Fungi, Ascomycota, Saccharomycetes, Saccharomycetales, Saccharomycetaceae. Gene Ontology annotation, biological process: mitochondrial respiratory chain complex III assembly. Gene Ontology annotation, cellular component: mitochondrion. The record is from RefSeq and is a predicted model, not a curated record.
AUGAUGUCAAUCAAUAGAUUUACCUCAGGUCGACUCCCUGUCCUCCUUAGAAAAUCCUCUUUUUAUUAUCCGAGAGCUUAUUUGCAUCAAACGGAUGUUUUCAAGCAAAAUAAAGAAGCUCUGCAAGAUUCGCCAGAGGUUUUAGCGAAGAGCUCACAUUUAAAUUCGAAACCACUAGAUGUAAGCAAUAAAGCGCCUAUAAAAACUGCUCAGAAUAAGAUCCCCUUAGCUCAUAGUAAGUAUGAAUCGUCGAAGUACGAGCUUCCCAAAUGGAAAGAAGCCUUGGGUGAACUAGUAAUUCGAGCAUUCCGUUUAGAUAUGGAUAGGGUGAGAGCAGGACCCGUUGCAGGAUCUUAUUACUAUAAAAUUUGUAAAGAGCAAGGUUUACAAUACGAGGAUGAGCCAUUAUCAGAAACCGCCAAAUACUUUUACGAGGAUUUGAAGCUACCACGUACUUUCUCACAAUGGUUCCAAAUUACUAUAUUGCACGAGUGGAUGCUCUUUGUACGUAUGAGAGGUAUGCCCUUCAAGUACGGCAGAAACUACCAGCAAAAAUUGGUGGAUAGAACAUUUUCUGACAUUGAGUUGAGAUUAUUCGAGGAAAUGAAGGUUAAUUCUGGUAGAAUUGCUGAUCAAUAUUUGAAAGAUUUCAACACACAAUUAAGAGGUGCGAUAUUCGCUUAUGAUGAAGGAUUUGCCACAGAUGAUGCUACACUUGCAACAGCAGUCUGGAGAAAUCUUUUUGGUGGGAGAAAGAACAUUGAUAUGGUUCACUUGGAAUCUGUUGUGAGAUACAUUUAUUCUCAACUAUACGUUCUAAGUAGGUUAUCAGACAGAGAAUUUGCCACGGGCAAAUUCAAAUUUGUUUCUCCUGGGGUGAAGGUCGAAAAGCUUACACCAAAGCAAGAGGAAGAGUUGAAGACUAAGACAGUUGCAAAAUACGAGGCUUUAGACAAGGAUCCUAAGACCCUACCGAGCGAGAGAAGUAGGCUGUCAUAUACAAAUUAG